AGAACGAGUAAAAGGUUCGUCUAAAGCGUCGGAUAGAAACGAGACGUGUUUGAGUUUCGCCGUAAGGUCGCGUUUUAAAGGGAGGAAUAAUCGAUUGCGUUUCAAACGUUCGUCGAAGCACCAGCCUCGAUCGAACGACCAUUUCCUGGUAAAACGAACCAGCUGGUUUCUCGUGCCCGUUCUGCUUUUGUUUUCUCCUAGAGGAAGGGGUGGGGAGAAAGGGUGUUAGGUAGAAGCUUCAAAGGGUGCCACGAGGGGAGAGGAGAAUAAAUAAUAAUAAUGAAAAGUGCGUCGGAGAGGUGCGACAAGGAGAAUCAACGGCCCACGGAGGCGAGUCACGAGGCGGAGGAAAACGCGCAGGAUGCCCAGGACGAAGAUGUGAUGUCACCGAGCAACAAAAGCGCGGACGAGGCUGCAAACGAUGCAUUGUUGGAGAAGCUCCGAAGUUGCGUGUCCAAGCCGCAGGAGGCCGAAACGUUCAGGCAUAUCGCAGCUAAGAUUCAUGCUCGCGUCACGUCUUCAGAUCGACGAGUACGCGAGCGAACGCUGGAGAAAUUAUGGCGCAAGAAUUCCGGGGCGAUGGAAAUAUUCAUCGCAACGCUGGAGAACUGCAAGGAUCACGUGAUAAACUGCAGUAUCGCAAGCAUACUACACGAAUGCAUAUCACCGCGCGUCGCUAAAGGGAAGACUAAAGGGAGCAAGAACAAAAGUGCGACAAGAUCCAGCAGCCGAAUGGCAGUGAUGCAGCUAAUCAAUUUAGGUGUCACGCAAGUCCUAGUUAAGCUUUUGGUUAACCUGCAACACGCGGACACCAUUUCGAGCGAGGUCCUCACGCAGGAGUUGCUUUGGAUUUUGGGCCAGGUGGCCCAGAGGGACCAGAAGUUCGUGUCGAAGAUGAAGAUGUUGAACACCGUGAAAGUGUUCCAUACACUUCUUAAGCAACACUACAACAAUAGCAAGACCCUGUUACCAUUACUGUUGAUCGUCAAGUGUCUCGCCAGAAACUCAUACUCACUCCAAGUGUUGGUGAAGGACGGAAUAGCCAGCACGUUGGAGAAAACGUUCGUCUGCGUUGGUUACAUGCCUCACCUGAAACUCAGAUCGUUGUUGGAGUGUUUCAAAUAUUUCACAACGAGCAAACUUUGUUGCACGAAAUUCGCGAAGGUGGGCCUGGUGCAUCUGUUGAUGAGGAUCUUCGAGAGAUGGGAACGUUUCGACGGUCCGUUGAGAUUGAAGAUUUGCAAUUGCGCCCUGAUCACCUUGCAGCAUCUGUGCGUCAUAAAAGCCGGCAGGAAGGCUAUCAAGACGAACAAUGGUCUGCAACUGCUGUACCGGUUCUGCAGCAACUGUCCGGAGGAUAAAGCGUACGAUUCACUGUUGUCGCGUAUAUGCGGGAUAAUCAAUCAAUGUCUGGAGAAGAGGGAGCUGCCUGUACCCGAAAUGUCUCCGGCAAGAUUUGUGCUGCCCGAAGCGAACGUCAGGCCGAACAGCGCGGAGAGCGGCAGCGACAUCGACAGUCAGGCCUGCAGCGUCGCUUCCCUCGGAAGACCGUACAGCGACCUUGAUUCUGGAGACGAGGAGGAAAGCCAGAAUUCAAGGACGAACGCGAAGAGUAUUCAUACGUCCGACGAAGUGGACGAGAGCAAAUUCUUCGCUGGUGUGUUCACGUCGCAGAGGACCGAAGAGGAUCUAGCAGAGUAUAACACCUUUUUCAAGGAACUAGGCAACAUACACCUGCAACUCAACACGAAGUCUUCGUCUGACAAGUUGAUCGAUUCCCCCGAGCCUAUGGAAGAGGACAAGCCGAACUCGAAAUACGCCAAAUGGGCCAACAAGACGAAAACGUUCGCGAAAGACUCGGUGAAAGAAGCUAAGAAUCAAUCGACGAAUGCCAGUACAUCGAUAAAAAUCUUCAAAGACAUGUCCUCGAGUCUCACAGAUCAACAGGCUUACUGCAUCGUAGCUAGCAGAGUGAAAAGUGUGAUUCGAUUCGAGAAAGUAGCUUAUCCGGACCUAGUCGGCGGCGACGGUCUGGGAAAUAACGAACCUCUGAACUACAAGGACAGGAAAGUCUGUAGAUCGAAGCUUCUCACGUGUGUAGAACGAGGUCUUCACGGUGGAACCUUGGUGCAAGAGGUGGUCUACGAUCUCGACGCGUUGUCCUCGAACUGUUCUUCCGGCGAGGAGCAAAAUUCGACGGAUAAUCAUCUGUUCAACUGGGACGAGAGUAGAAUAGGGAAGCGUAGCUCCGACAGCAAGCAGUUGCACUUCGAGUCCAGGUUCGAGAGUGGAAAUCUGAGGAAAGUUAUUCAGAUAGGCCUGAGAGAGUACGAUCUGAUCCUCACGCCAGAUGUGAACAGCGGUUCCAGGCAUCAGUGGUUCUAUUUCGAGGUGUCCAACAUGGAGGCGAAUCUGGCUUACACGUUCAACAUCAUCAACUGCGAGAAGGCGAACUCGCAGUUUAAUUUCGGCAUGAAACCGAUCCUCUUCAGCGUCACCGAGGCUCAUCUUGGUAGACCUGGUUGGGUGAGAACAGGAGCUGAGAUCUGCUACUACAGAAACUGUUAUCAGCGACCAGCCAAGGGGAAGAAUUACUUGACCACUUCGUUCACGGUUACCUUCCCUCACGCGUACGAUGUUUGUUACCUGGCGUACCAUUUCCCUUACACUUACAGUCAGAUGAUGACUAACAUUUGGAAGUGGACCAGAAGGGUUCCGCCGAGUACUUAUUUCAGGGCUGAGACCCUCUGUGAGACGUUGAACGGGAACGAAAAUCCUCUCUUGACUAUCACGUCUGUGGACUCUAAGAGCAAUCCUAUACAGAAUCGCAAGGUGAUAUUCCUGACGUCGAGAGUCCAUCCAGGUGAAAGCAACGCUUCCUGGGUGAUGCACGGUACCCUGGAAGCACUAUUGGGCAAUAAUCCGUACAUGGCUAGCUUGAGGGACGAUUACGUGUUCAAGAUCGUGCCAAUGUUGAACAUCGAGGGCGUGGUGAACGGUUGCAAUCGAUACGGUCUGACGAACGAGGACUUGAACAGACGAUGGAGCAACCCGAACCAGGUGCUACAUCCGGUGAUCUACCAUACCAAGGGCUUGAUGGAGUAUUGCACGAGGGUGUUGCAGAGGCCUCCCUACGUUUUCGUCGACUAUCACGGCCAUUCACGGAGGAAGAACGUGUUUCUCUUCGGUUGCUCAAGGUCGGGCUCUUGGAGUGCCGCGGACAGGGCGAAACCGGACCAGCCGGCACAGUAUUUGAUGUUGCCGCACCUCAUGCAAAGAAUAUCCCCGGCGUUCGCGUUGCCACUGUGCUCGUUCAAGGUCGAGAGGAACAAGGAGUCCACGGCCAGGGUAGCCAUAUGGCGGCAGUUAGGUGUUUCGAGAAGCUACACGAUGGAGAGCAGCUUCUGCGGCUGCGAUCAAGGAGACUUGGCUGGCCUGCAUCUGGACACGAAGCAUCUGAACACCAUCGGCCAGGAUUUCUGUCAAGCUUUGUCGAUGAUGAAGGACUGUGGCGAAGACUGGAGUGUAGAUAAGUCAUUGGUGGAGGUCUGUUGUCCGCGAAAAUGCAUUUUACGGAAAACCAAAAUGGUUCCAAAGUGUAUUCAGGACAAACCGGCGGUGCACCAUCUCGCCGCCAUUCCUUAGCGAAUAAUUUAGACGA
Messenger RNA from Habropoda laboriosa, 3661 nucleotides. Its product is annotated as cytosolic carboxypeptidase 1-like. The transcript is spliced from 18 exons. Bases 280 to 3645 code for a protein of 1121 amino acids. NCBI's taxonomy places the organism in Eukaryota, Metazoa, Arthropoda, Insecta, Hymenoptera, Apidae. The record is from RefSeq and is a predicted model, not a curated record. Gene Ontology annotation, biological process: C-terminal protein deglutamylation; protein side chain deglutamylation; proteolysis. Gene Ontology annotation, molecular function: metallocarboxypeptidase activity; zinc ion binding.